CUACCUCGGGCCGGCUCCCGGCGAAGCUCCCAGAGGGGCGGCCCUGCGCCCGGAGCCGGGGCACCCGCGAGCCCCCCCGGCCCUUCCCGCUCCGCGGAGGGGCGGCGCAGAGCUGGAGCAUCCGCGAGGCCCAGGGCGCCGCUGACCGCCUCCGGCAGCCCGGCGCCCAGGGGCUCCCCACGCGCCCGCGCCCGGGUGGCGGGAGCGGCGGCGAGAUGGCGGCGCGUGUCGGCCUCCUGCUGCGCGCCCUGCCGCUGCUGCUGUGGGGCGGCCUGGACGCCCAGCUCUCCGAGCGCCGAGGCCAGGAGCUGCGCAGGGAGGCGGAGGCAUUCCUGGAGAAGUACGGAUAUCUCAGUGAGCAGGUCCCCAAAGACCUCACCGCGGCAAGAUUCAGCAAUGCCAUCAGGGAGUUCCAGAGGGUAUCUCAGCUGCCCAUCAGCGGUGUGCUAGACCCCGCCACCCUGCGCCAGAUGAUGCGGCCCCGCUGUGGGGUGGCAGACACAGACAGUCAGGUGGCCUGGACCAAGAGGGUCAGUGCCCUGUUUGCUGGACGCCGGGCCAAAAUGAGGCGUAAGAAACGCUUUGCAAAGCAAGGCAGCAAGUGGUACAAGCAGCACCUCUCCUACCGCCUGGUGAACUGGCCACAGCACCUCCCGGAGCCGGCCGUUCGUGGGGCCGUGCGCGCCGCCUUCCAACUGUGGAGCAAUGUCUCGGCGCUGGAAUUCUGGGAGGCCCCAGCCACAGUCCCCGCUGACAUCCGCCUUACCUUCUUCCAAGGGGACCACAACGACGGGCUGGGCAACGCCUUUGAUGGCCCAGGGGGCGCCCUGGCGCACGCCUUCCUGCCCCGCCGGGGCGAAGCGCACUUCGACCGCGACGAGCGCUGGUCCCUGAGCCGCCGCCGCGGGCGCAACCUGUUCGUGGUGCUGGCGCACGAGAUCGGCCACACGCUCGGCCUGCCGCACUCACCGGCGCCGCGCGCGCUCAUGGCGCCCUACUACAAGAGGCUGGGCCGCGACGCGCUGCUCAGCUGGGACGACGUGCUGGCCGUGCAGGGCCUGUAUGGGAAGCCCCAGGGGGGCUCCGUGGCCAUCCAGCUCCCAGGAAAGCUGUUCACUGACUUUGAGGCCUGGGACCCCCACAGACCACAGGGAAGGCGCCCCGAAAUCCAGGGUCCUAAAUAUUGCCACUCUUCCUUCGAUGCCAUCACUGUAGACGGGCAACAGCGACUGUACAUUUUUCAAGGAAGCCACUUCUGGGAGGUGGCGGCGGACGGCAACGUCUCAGAGCCACGCCCACUACGGGAAAGGUGGGCGGGGCUGCCCCCCCACAUUGAGGCUGCUGCGGUGUCAUUGGACAGUGGGGACUUCUACUUCUUCAAAGGGAGCCGAUGCUGGAGGUUCCGGGGCCCCAAGCCAGUGUGGGGUUCGCCACAGCUGUGCCGGGCGGGGGGCCUACCCCGCCACCCCGACGCGGCCCUCUUCUUCCCGCCUCUGAGCCGACUCAUCCUCUUCAAGGGUGCCCACUACUAUGUGCUGGCCCGAGAUGGACUGCAGGUGGAGCCCUACUACCCGCGAGGCCUGCAGGACUGGGGUGGUGUCCCCGAGGAGGUCAGCGGCGCCCUGCCACGGCUGGACGGCUCCAUCGUCUUCUUCAGAGAUGACCGCUACUGGCGCCUUGACCAGGCCAGACUGCGGGCGACUGCCUCGGGCCGCUGGGCCGCAGAGCUGCCCUGGAUGGGCUGCUGGCAUGCCAACUCGGGGGGCUCCCUGUUCUGAAGAUGCACCAGUUGCAACAAUUCACCCCUUAGUGAAUUGUUGGUGCCCUUGUGGCCAACGUGUGUCCGCUGCCCCAGGAACGGGACCUGCCUUGGAAGCCUCCGAGCUUCCCUGCAGAAGA
This is a messenger RNA of Neomonachus schauinslandi (Hawaiian monk seal), 1899 nucleotides long. RefSeq names its product matrix metallopeptidase 28 (gene MMP28). The transcript is spliced from 8 exons. Gene Ontology annotation, biological process: proteolysis; collagen catabolic process; extracellular matrix organization. Gene Ontology annotation, cellular component: extracellular matrix. NCBI's taxonomy places the organism in Eukaryota, Metazoa, Chordata, Mammalia, Carnivora, Phocidae. The record is from RefSeq and is a predicted model, not a curated record. The coding region runs from base 216 to 1778 and encodes 520 amino acids. Gene Ontology annotation, molecular function: zinc ion binding; metalloendopeptidase activity.